This is a messenger RNA of Lemur catta (Ring-tailed lemur), 2529 nucleotides long. RefSeq names its product tripartite motif containing 42 (gene TRIM42). The coding region runs from base 177 to 2345 and encodes 722 amino acids. The record is from RefSeq and is a predicted model, not a curated record. Lineage: Eukaryota; Metazoa; Chordata; Mammalia; Primates; Lemuridae. The transcript has 5 exons. Gene Ontology annotation, molecular function: zinc ion binding; protein binding.
AAUGCCAGCCCAUAAGCUUCCCUGUGAAGGCCUGGUAACAGCCAACUUCUUGCAACUCCCAAGCUGACGGCCUCACCAGGGGGAGGAGAGACCCCUCCAUUGGAGAACUGACAGCAGGAUUCUGAAGGAGGAGGGGUCAAGAAUUCUAGGGACCAGGUGACAAUCAUGUAGGCACCAUGGAGACUGCUAUGUGUGUUUGCUCUCCAUGUUGUACAUGGCAGAGAUGUUGUCCUCAGUUAUUCUCCUGUCUGUGCUGCAAGUUCAUCUUCACUUCCGAGCGGAACUGCACCUGCUUCCCCUGCCCUUACAAGGAUGAACGGAACUGCCAGUUCUGCCACUGCACCUGCUCUGAGAGCCCCAACUGCCACUGGUGCUGCUGCUCCUGGGCCAAUGAUCCCAACUGUAAGUGCUGCUGCACGGCCAGCAGCAAUGUCAGGUGCUACUACUACGAGAGCCGCUGCUGCCGCAAUAUCACCAUUGCGUUCCACAAGGGCCGCCUCAGGAGCAUCCGUACCUCCUCCAAGACCGCCCUGCGCAUCGGGAGCAGUGAUACCCAGGUCGAUGAGGUGAAGUCGAUGCCAGCCAGCAGCCACUUGGUCAACCACCUCACCUGUCCUAUGUGCAAACGGCUGCGCCUGCACUCGUUCAUGCUACCCUGCAACCACAGCCUGUGUGAGAAGUGCCUGCGGCAGCUGCAAAAGCAUGCCGAGGUCACCGAGAACUUCUUCAUCCUCAUCUGCCCAGUGUGCAACCGCUCACACUGCAUGCCCUACAGCAACAAGAUGCAGCUGCCCGAGAACUACCUGCGCGGGCGUCUCACCAAGCGCUACAUGCAGCAGCACGGCUACCUCAAGUGGCGCUUUGAUCGCAGCUCUGGGCCCAUCCUCUGCCAGGUCUGCCGCAGCCGACGCAUCGCCUACAAGCGCUGCAUCACCUGCCGCCUGAACCUGUGCAACGACUGCCUCAAGGCCUUCCACUCGGACGUGACCAUGCAGGACCACGUCUUCGUGGACACCAGCCCUGAGGACCAGGACGAGAAGAUCUGCAUCCACCACCCGUCCAGCCGCAUCAUCGAGUACUGUCGCGAUGACAACGGUUUGCUCUGCGCCUUCUGCAAGGUCGCUUUACACCAUGGCCACGACACAGUCAGCCUCAUAGACGCCUGCUCCGAGAGGGCCGCUGCACUCUUCAGCGCCAUUGCCAAGUUCAAAGCAGUCCGAUAUGAAAUUGAUAAUGACCUAAUGGAAUUCAACAUCUUAAAAAACAGCUUUAAAGCUGACAAGGAGGUAAAGCGAAAGGAGAUCAGAAAUGGCUUUCUCAAGUUGCGCAGCAUUCUUCAGGAGAAAGAGAAAACCAUCAUGGAGCAGAUAGAGAAUCUAGAAGUGUCCAGGCAACAGGAGAUUGAAAAAUAUGUGAACAUCACAAAUCUGAAGGUGAAUGAGAUGGAUGGUCUGAUAGCCUACUCCAAGGAAGCCCUGAAGGAGACUGGCCAAGUGGCUUUCCUGCAGUCUGCCAAGAUUCUGGUAGACCAGAUUGAGGAUGGCAUCCAGAGCACCUACAGGCCUGACCCACAGCUCCGGCUGCACUCGAUGCACUGCAUGCCCUUGGACUUUGCUGAGCUCUCCAGCGCCAUCCAUGAGCUCUUCCCCAUGGGACCCAAGAAGGUAUGCUCCUCGGGGGACUCACUGCCCUCCCCCUAUCCCACGCACUCAGAAAUGAUGAUUGCUAGGAAGGUCACUUUCAGCACCCACAGCUUUGGCAACCAGCAGAUAUACCAGCGAAGCUCCUCUUUGCUGUCCUUCAACACUGGCGAGAAGGCCAAGGUGGGUCUGGAGGUCUAUGGCAGAGCCCAGUCAGCCACACCCAUCAAACCCACAGACGGCCUCUACACCUACUGGAGUGCCACUGCAGAGACCCAGCCUGCACAGAACAGCAGCAGCUUUCACAACUGGUACUCAUUCAAUGAUGGCUCCGUGAGGACCCCAGGCCCGAUUGUUAUCUACCAGACUCUGGUGUAUCCCAGAGCAGCCAAGGUUUACUGGACCUGCCCAACAGAAGAUGUGGACUCUUUUGAGAUGGAAUUCUAUGAAGUCAUUACUUCCCCUCCUAACAAUGUGCAAACAGAGCUCUGUGGACAAAUUCAGGACAUAAUGCAGCAGAAUCUGGAGCUGCACAACCUAACCCCCAACACCGAGUAUCUGUUUAAAGUUAGAGCCAUCAAUGAGAACGGUCCUGGGCAAUGGAGUGACAUUUGCAAGGUGGUAACACCAGACGGGCGUGGGAAGAACCGAGCUAAGUGGGGCCUGCUGAAGAACAUCCAGGCUGCCCUCCAGAAGCGCUUCUGAGCCCUCCACAGAACAGGCAGCGACCUCAGAGAUGCCCCACAAAAUAGACAUAUAUAUAUACACAUACACAUAUGUAUGUAUAUUUUUCUCACCACAUUCUUCAAGGAGGUUGUAAAUGAAUGUUUCUGGGACCUCUGAGCUUUCCAACAGGAAUCUUCUAAGAGCUAAUAAAAGGAAAUGCCUG